Messenger RNA from Pseudonaja textilis, 2988 nucleotides. Lineage: Eukaryota; Metazoa; Chordata; Lepidosauria; Squamata; Elapidae. The record is from RefSeq and is a predicted model, not a curated record.
AUGGCAGCUACCUUCCAAACAGCUUCAACUGUGAAGGGAAGUUUUCUUCAGCGGUCAUUCCAGGGCUGUAUGCAGUUUAUUCAUGUGGAUGAUCAAUUGGUGGAUUUACAUGCAAUAGAGCAAAGAAAGUUGGGAAGUUUUGCCAAUAUUAGCAUUGAUAUGUGUGCCAUUAUUGAUCGGUGUGUGCCCAAUCAUUGUGAGCAUGGUGGGAAAUGUACCCAAACAUGGGAUAGCUUCAGUUGCACCUGUGAUGGAACUGGAUACAGUGGAGCCACAUGCCAUAACUCUCUUUAUGAACUCUCCUGUGAAGCAUAUAAACAUUUGGGCAAAACAACAGGUUCUUACUGGAUAGAUCCAGAUGGCAGUGGUGCACUGGGACCUUUGAAAGUUUACUGUGAUAUGACAGAAGACAAAGUAUGGACUACUGUGAAUCAUGACUUACAAGAGCAUUUUCCAGUGGUAAGCAACCGACCAGAGAAGCAUGCUGUGUUACAGCUUAAUUACAGUGCCACCAUGGAUCAAAUCUCAGCCAUCACUGGUAGCGCCGAGUAUUGUGAACAGUUCAUCUCCUAUGUCUGUAAACUGUCAAGGCUGCUGAACACCCCAGAUGGCAAUCCAUAUACCUGGUGGGUCGGGCGUGCCAAUGAAAAGCAGUCCUACUGGGGUGGCUCUGGACCAGGCAUUCAGAAAUGUGCCUGUGGCAUUGAACGCAAUUGUACUGAUUCAAAAUACAAUUGCAACUGUGAUGCUGAUUCAAAACAAGAGAGAAAAGAUGCUGGUCUUUUAUCUUACAAAGAUCAUUUACCUAUCAGUCAAGUGGUAGUUGGAGAUAUUGCUCGACCAGGUUCUGAUGCCAAGUUAACUGUGGGUUCUCUGCGUUGCUAUGGAGACCAGAAUUAUUGGAAUGCUGCAUCAUUUGUUACUCGAUCUUCAUAUCUCCACUUCUCUACCUUUCAAGGAGAGACUAGUGCUGACAUUUCAUUCUACUUCAAAACAUCAGCCCCUGAUGGAGUCUUCCUUGAGAAUCGGGGGAAUUCAGAUUUCAUCAAACUUGAGUUAAAAUCUGCCACAGAUGUAUCUUUCUCAUUUAAUGUGGGGAAUGGCCCAGUAGAAAUUAUUGUCAAGUCACUCCAUCUGCUCACUGAUGAUCAGUGGCAUCGAGUGAUUGCCGAGCGCAAUGUCAAAGAAGCCAGCCUGCAAGUAGAUCAGUUUCCUAGAGAAAUCCGGAAGGCUCCCACUGAAGGCCACACUCGACUAGAACUCUAUAGUCAGCUCUAUGUUGGUGCUGCAGGUGAACAGAAAGGAUUUUUGGGUUGCAUUCGCUCUUUAAGAAUGAAUGGAUUGACUCUGGAUUUAGAAGAGAGAGCAAAAGUCACUCCAGGUGUGAAACCUGGUUGUUCUGGCCAUUGCACGAGCUAUGGAAUACAUUGCAAAAAUGGUGGCAAAUGUGUUGAAAAAUAUAAUGGAUACUCAUGCGACUGUUCCCAGACAGCUUAUGAUGGUCCUUUCUGCAGUAAAGAUGUUGGAGCUUUUUUUGAAGAAGGAAUGUGGCUCCGGUAUAAUUUUUCAUCUGUGGGAAAUAAUGCGAAGGAUUCAGGGAGCAGAACUCUCUUGAGUUCCAAAGAAUCAGAGAACUUUGUGUCAGACCUCAGUCUCAAUAAAGAAGAAAUCAGUUUUAGCUUCAGCACUAGCAAAGCUCCUUGUAUCCUGCUCUACAUCAGUUCUUAUUCUCAGGACUACAUGGCAGUCUUAGUGAAUCCAACUGGAAAUUUACAGGUUCGAUACAAACUUGGAGGUGCUAAAGAACCAUACAACAUCAAUGUAGAUCACAGGAAUGUGUCAAAUGGACAGCCACACAGUGUGAAUAUCACACGGGUAGGAAAAGACAUUGUUUUCCAGCUGGACCUUUAUCCCCCAGUAAGCUACACUAUACCAGGACCAUCAAGCCUUCAGUUCAGCUCACUGAAGUCACUCUUUCUAGGAAAAGUAAUAGAACUCGGAAAGAUUGAUCAAGACAUCCAAAAAUAUAACACACCAGGAUUUUCUGGUUGCUUGUCACGUGUGCAGUUCAACCAGAUUACACCACUCAAGGCAGCCUUGAGACAGACCAAUAUAUCCUCUCACAUUUACACAGAAGGAGAACUUAUAGAAUCCAAUUGCGGAGCAAAUCCACAAACCAUCCAACCAAUGUCUUCUGCAACAGACCCUUGGCAUCCAGAUUCAGGUGCUGAUCUUCCUUACAAUGGUCAAGUAAUAGGAAGUGGUGUUAACAGAAAUUCAGCAAUUAUUGGAGGUAUUAUUGCUGUUGUGAUCUUCACCAUUCUCUGCACCCUGGUGUUCCUCAUUCGAUACAUGUUCCGCCACAAGGGAACCUACCAUACCAAUGAAGCCAAGGGGGCAGAAUCUGCUGAGAGUGCAGAUGCCGCUAUUAUGAACAAUGAUCCCAAUUUUACAGAAACCAUUGAUGAAAGCAAAAAAGAGUGGCUUAUCUAAAAUGAAAUGGGAGGAGGAAACAGCAAGGGUUGGGGUGGGGUUGCGGAAUAUUUAUUUCAACAAGCUCUCUAAUGGAUUCUUGAGCACAUCUAAUUUUGAAAAAGAGAAGAUCAGCACAACUCAAAGUGCAAGUGACAGAAAAACAUUGAGACUGCAAGCCCAAACAAACAGAAAAGAAUAUUGACUUAUCAUGAAUUGCCCUUUUUAUACACAUCUAACCAAGAAAAUAAUCCAAGUUCAAUAACUUGAGCAGUUCAUCAUUUCCAGUAAAUAUUGUUGUCUAUCUGUGCUUAGAGGUGUUUAAAAAUACCUAUCACUACAGGGAUCAUUUUUCAUUUUUUAAAUUCCUUUAGAAUAUAAAUAUUUCUCUCCAGACAAUAAGAUAUCUGUUUCUGAAGCCUAGGAGUAUUCUUGUCUAGCCUUUUAGCAACAUGUUCUAAAAAGCAGCAUCAUGUGAUAAUAUUUGAAACAUACAUUGUCAUUUGAUUUAAUUUG